Molecule: messenger RNA, 637 nt
Organism: Trichoplusia ni (cabbage looper)
Lineage: Eukaryota; Metazoa; Arthropoda; Insecta; Lepidoptera; Noctuidae
Product: general odorant-binding protein 1-like
Exons: 3
Coding region: 11-637 (208 amino acids)
Molecular function (GO): odorant binding
Source: RefSeq, a predicted model, not a curated record
UAAGCUGACUAUGGGCAAUAUGGAAAUAUGGCUGCUAUUUUUGUCUUUGCUGAUAUGCGUUACAACAGACAAAGAGGUGUCCGUGAUGAGGGAGCUGAGCGCAUCCAUCGGUGAUGUUGUGUUAGAGUGCCAGGCAGAGAUGCAUUUCAACAACGACAUCAUCCAUGACUUCCUAAACUACUGGAGUGAGAAGAACGAGCUGGUGGACAACGACAUGGGGUGCGUAGUGCUGUGCGUGCUCGUCAAGAUGGAGCUCAUGGACCAGGGCGGGCACGUGCAGAAGGAGGAGACCGACGUGUUCCUCAGGGCUAUGGGGGCUGACGACAGAAUCGCCGCCAAGGUAGUGGAGCUGUUUGAGCUGUGCCAGCGCGCCACCAGCGCCAUCAAGGACUUGUGCGACUUCGCACUGCAAGUGGCCAAGUGCUUCCGCUUCGGCAUUAUACAGCUGCAUUGGGCGCCGCGAUACGUCAAGCCCCAAACUGAUGCCCUUAAGAGGAAGAGGGGCAACAGGACUAAUGAAAAUAACAUGAAACGAGUUGAUCAGUAUAUGAGUAAUGGAAACGAUGCCAAGCCGUUUAGGAGGCGAGGCCGCCAGGAUUAUAGAGGACGACGUCACAAUAAAAAAUCAAGACAUUAA